This is a messenger RNA of Carassius gibelio (silver crucian carp), 2063 nucleotides long. RefSeq lists its product as uncharacterized. Bases 342 to 1553 code for a protein of 403 amino acids. The transcript is spliced from 8 exons. NCBI's taxonomy places the organism in Eukaryota, Metazoa, Chordata, Actinopteri, Cypriniformes, Cyprinidae. The record is from RefSeq and is a predicted model, not a curated record.
CAAGCGAAUAGGUGUCGCUAUGCGCUUGUGUGAUAAAGAAACACGGAAGCUUCAGCCAUUUUGGCUAACUUACUGGACUGCGCUUUUAACUGUUCUUGAAAAAAGGGAAUAAAGACCUGUCUGUUUCAACAUGAUAUUAACAAUCGAGGUAAUUCACCAGUAAACGUUAAUCAGUGUAAAAGUCUUCUAUAUUAUUUUUCUUCUGUUAUUCGGCUCGUGCUGCAGACCUCUGGUUCAGGGCGAGGCUCAGAAACGACGGAUCUCUGACAAACAGGAGGAGGAUUUCAAUAACUCUUCAAUAAUUCUUCGGAUCAUAUUUAUGAACACAACUCUACAACGAGAUGAAGAGAGCACUUACAGUUCUUCUUUUUCUAUCAUUCACGAUCGGUGUGUUUGUUGAUGGAUAUGAAGUGUCAGUAACAGAGGGAGAUUCAGUCACUCUAAAGUCUGGUGUUAGUGAAAUACAGACAGAUGAUGAGAUUGUGUGGAGGUUCAAUGGAACUCUUAUAGCUACCAUCAGCAGAGACGACAGUGGGAUCUCAGUAAAGGUUGAACCUGAUGGGUCAUUCAGAGACAGACUGCAGCUGGACAAUCAGACUGGAGAUCUCAAGAUCAUCAACAUCAGAACCACAGACUCUGGAGAAUAUAAAGUAAAGAUCAGCAGCCCCAGUGGAUCCUCAGAGAUAAUAUUCACUGUCAAAGUUGUGCCUGUAGAUGUGUUUGCUGAUGAAGUGGAGUCAGUGUCAGGGCUGGAGGGAUAUUCAGUCACUCUACACACUCAUCUUACUGAAAUACAGGGAGAUGAUGUGAUACAGUGGAGGUAUGGACCGCAGAAAUCUCCAGUAGCUGAAAUCAAUAGAAAGGCUGGAACCGUCAACACUGUUGAUACUGAUGGGAGAUUCAGAGACAGACUGAAGCUGGAUCGUAAGACUGGAUCUCUGAUCAUCAUAGACACCAGAACCACAGACUCUGGACUUUAUGAAGUUGAGAUCAGCAGAAGCAGAAGAAGUUACACCAGACACUAUACACAGUCAUUCAGAGUGACUGUCAGGGAUUCUGUGGAGUCAGUGUUAGUGCAGGAGGGAGAUAAUGUCCCUCUACGCCCUGAUCUUACUGAAACAGAAAGAAUUGAACAGAUACGAUGGACGUUUGGAGAUGAUGGCAAAUUCAUUGCUGACUUAAACGGCACUGCUAACCAGGACAACUUUGGUCUGAAUAAACAGACUGGAGUCCUCACCAUCAGAAACAUACAAACAGAUCAGAAAGGACUUUAUAAAGUGGAGACCAAAACCAGAACAAUGAUGUCUCACAGGAAAUACCAAAUUACUGUGGUUGGUCCACGUCAGUCUCCAGCUGCUGUAGCAAUGAAUGUUUUUGGUGUUGUUGGUUUUCUGCUGGCUGCUGCUGGUGUGAUUUACUAUUGCUGCAAGAAGUGUAAGACAAGGAAUCAGUCAGGAACAACAAACAGAGGAAGAGAACAGACAAACCGUGCUUUGAAUGGGACACAGGACACACGUGAUAAUGAAGAGACUGAAUUGACCAAUGCUUCUUGAAAUGCGCUGAUGCUGAUAUUGCUCUGAUAUUAUGUUAUUUUGUAUUAAAGGCCAGUGUGACUGAUUUACAGUAAUGCAAGAUGUUACACUGUGAAACAGCUUGAUUGUUAUUAAACCUGUAAGAUUAUGCAGAAGUAAUCUCAAGAUAAUUGAUGUAUAGCUAUAUGCAAUAGUUCUUGUUUGUUUUUAAAGGAUGCUCUUGCGCUGUUACAUCAUAUAUUUGUGCUUUAUUGAAGUGUUCAUGCUUAAAUAUAUUGUAUUAAAUGCAGCGUCAUAUAGACUGCAUUAUAAUCUUUUUGUUUUUCCAUCUCUCUGUCAGCUGAUAAUCUGUGAGUGUGAUAUCUGAACUGAUCUGAAUUCAGUGUUUUUCUGAAGACUGCAGUCUGUGUUCAUUCAGAUGAUCUUACUGUAGAAACAUUUCAUUCCUUCAGCUUUUGCUUGUUUAGAAACCACUGUUAAUAACAGGAAACAGUGUUAGUAUUAAGAAAAUAAAAUGCUGUGUGUGACUAA